AUGGCUACUACGACUACUAUGACUGCUACUACACCGCCGACUCCUAUGGGCAUGGACUAUACCAACGAACCUCCACACUCCUCGCUCCUGACGAUUCAAGCCAAGGAGCCGUUCAAUGCGGAGCCUAGUGCUGCAGCUCUCGUCGAGUUCCCGAUUACGCCUGAGGAUUUGGUGUAUUGUAGGAACCAUGGUCCUGUUAGGGUGUUUGAUGAGGAGACGUAUAGGGUGCAGGUUGGUGGGUGUGUGAAGAGUGGGAGGAGUUGGACGGUGCGUGAGUUGAAGGGUGCGUUUGGGAAAAGGGAGGUUGUUGCUGUUCUUCAGUGCGCUGGGAUAAGGAGGAAGGAGAUGGGUGUUAUUAAGAAGGUGAAUGGUGUACCCUGGAGCGAUGGUGUUAUUGCCAAUUGUAGAUGGGGAGGUGUUUUGUUGAGGGAUGUUAUCCUUGCGGCUGGGGUUGACACUGCGGAGGCGAGGGAGGAGGAUAUGCAUGUGUGCUUCGCCUCGUAUGCGACGUUGUGUGAGGAUGAUAAGUACUAUGGGGCGUCCAUCCCGCUUGGGAAGGCGUUGGAUGAGAUGGGGGAUGUGUUGCUUGCUUAUGAGAUGAAUGGUGAACCGCUUACCCCGGACCAUGGUGGCCCUCUUCGUGUGGUCGUACCUGGAUACCUAGGCGCACGCUGGGUCAAAUGGGUGGAUACGAUUACUAUUUCGACAUCAGAAUCGCCGAAUUAUUAUCAGCAGAGGGAUUAUAAGAUCCUACCCCCUUCGAUCGACUCUAAAGCGCUGGCUACGCCUGACGUGUGGGCUAAAUACCCCUCCAUGACCACUUUACCGCUAAACUCGGUUGUGGGGUCGGUCACGCCUCUUUCGUCGUCCUCGCCGAGCGGGACAGCGAUUUUGGUCAAGGGGUAUGCGGUUCCUGGUGGGGAGGGUAGUAAUGUGAAGGGGGUGGAGGUUACUGUUGAUGAUGGGGAGACGUGGUAUCCUGCUACUAUAACGUAUCAGGAGGGGAGGUGGAGUUGGACGCUUUGGGAGGUUGAGGUUGAUGGUGUUGAGGUGAGUGGGAGGGUUAGGAGUUGUGCGGUUGAUAGUGAGGGGAGGAGGCAGCCGAAGGAGGGGGUGUGGAAUUUGAGGGGCGUGGCGUAUAAUGCUUGGGGUGUUGGGGAGUGGUGA
Coprinopsis cinerea okayama7#130 is the source of this 1167-nucleotide messenger RNA. Its product is annotated as sulfite oxidase. Gene Ontology annotation, cellular component: mitochondrion. NCBI's taxonomy places the organism in Eukaryota, Fungi, Basidiomycota, Agaricomycetes, Agaricales, Psathyrellaceae. Bases 1 to 1167 code for a protein of 388 amino acids. Gene Ontology annotation, molecular function: molybdenum ion binding; oxidoreductase activity. The transcript is spliced from 3 exons. The record is from RefSeq and is a predicted model, not a curated record.